CUGGCGGCCAUGGCUGGAAGCGAGCCCCGCGGAGCCGGCUCCCCGCCGCCCGCCAGCGACUGGGGCCGCUUGGAAGCCGCCAUCCUGAGCGGCUGGAGGACCUUCUGGCAGUCGGUGGGCAAGGAGCGGGCGGCGCGGACGUCCUCCCGGGAGGAGGUGGAGGAGGAGGCCAGCGCGCUGACGCGGCUGCCGGUUGAUGUUCAGCUAUAUAUUUUGUCAUUUCUUUCCCCCCAUGAUCUGUGCCAGUUGGGAAGUACAGAUCGUUACUGGAAUGAAACUGUAAGAGACCCAAUUCUCUGGAGAUAUUUUCUGUUGCGAGAUCUCCCUUCUUGGUCUUCUGUUGAUUGGAAGUCACUUCCAGAUCUAGAGAUCUUAAAAAAGCCCAUAUCUGAGGUCACUGACAGCACAUGUUUUGAUUACAUGGAGGUUUAUAAAAUGUGCUGUCCAUAUACGAGAAGAGCCUUGAAAGCCAGCCGUCCUAUGUAUGGAGCUGUUACCUCUUUUUUACACUCAUUGAUCAUUCAGAAUGAACCCCGAUUUGCUAUGUUUGGACCAGGUCUGGAAGAACUGAACACGUCUUUGGUGUUGAGUUUGAUGUCUUCUGAGGACCUUUGCCCAACUGCUGGUUUGCCUCAUAGACAGAUUGAUGGUAUUGGAUCUGGAGUCAAUUUCCAGUUGAGCAAUCAACAUAAAUUCAACAUCCUGAUAUUAUAUUCAACUACCAGAAAGGAAAGAGACAGAGCAAGGGAAGCGCACACAAGUACAGUCAACAAGAUGUUCAAUCUACAGAGUGAAGGAGAUGAGCAACAAGGAAGCCGUUACAGUGUGAUUCCACAAAUUCAGAAGGUGUGUGAAGUUGUAGAUGGGUUCAUCUAUGUGGCAAAUGCUGAAGCUCAUAAAAGACAUGAAUGGCAAGAUGAAAUUUCUCGUAUUAUGGCCAUGACAGAUCCAGCUUUUGGAUCCUCCGGAAGACCAAUGCUGGUUUUAUCUUGUAUUUCUCAAGCAGAUGUAAAAAGAAUGCCCUGUUUUUAUUUAGCUCAUGAGCUGCGUCUGAAUCUUCUAAACCACCCAUGGAUGGUCCAGGAUAUGGAGGCUGAAACUCUGACUGGUUUUUUGAAUGGCAUUGAGUGGAUUCUUGAAGAAGUAGAAUCUAAGCAUGCAAAAUGAUGUUCCUUUUGGACCUUGGGAAGCCGCAGUUCACGACUUGCGCUUCCUGUCUAUCCUGCCCCUGCCUCUAUAGAAGAUCUUUACACUGGAUAGCUAUGACAGGUGUGGUUCUGGCACUUCACCAUGAGUCAGCUGCAAGUUCCAGUCCUACUUUCCCCCAAAAUGUACUCUCAAGAUUUUUGAUAACUUUUAUAUUUUAUGUCUUUUUGAAAAUAU
Acomys russatus (golden spiny mouse) is the source of this 1383-nucleotide messenger RNA. RefSeq names its product F-box protein 4 (gene Fbxo4). The record is from RefSeq and is a predicted model, not a curated record. Gene Ontology annotation, biological process: SCF-dependent proteasomal ubiquitin-dependent protein catabolic process; protein polyubiquitination. NCBI's taxonomy places the organism in Eukaryota, Metazoa, Chordata, Mammalia, Rodentia, Muridae. Gene Ontology annotation, cellular component: SCF ubiquitin ligase complex. Gene Ontology annotation, molecular function: protein binding. Bases 10 to 1167 code for a protein of 385 amino acids. The transcript is spliced from 7 exons.